AGCUCUAUAUAAUGAGCUCAGGUGCUUGCCCAGAGAUGUCCUGUGGCCUCUCCAGCUCAGCAUGGCUAGGCUACCAGGAGUACCAGUGGCACUGGGGUUGCUGGGUCUGUGCUGGUCUCUAGCCAUUGCCAACCCUCUUCCUUCGACUGGUGCCCAUGAGAAUGUGGCUGAAGGUGAGACCAAACCAGAUUCAGACGUGAUCGAACGCUGCUCAGAUGGCUGGAGCUUAGAUGCUACCACCCUGGAUAAUAACGGGACCAUGCUGUUUUUUAAAGGAGAGUUCGUGUGGAAGGGUCACAAAUGGGACCGAGAGUUAAUCUCAGAGAGGUGGAAGAAUUUCAUUAGCCCUGUGGAUGCUGCAUUCCGCCGUGGUCACGACAGUGUCUUCCUGAUUAAGGGGGACAAAGUCUGGGUGUACCCUCCUGAAAAGAAGGAGCAAGUAUAUCCAAAGUCACUCCAAGAUGAAUUUCCUGGACUCCCAUCCCCACUGGAUGCAGCUGUGGAAUGUCAUCGUGGAGAAUGCAAUGAGGAAGGUGUCCUCUUCUUUCAAGGUAACCACACGUGGUUCUGGGACUUUGCUACACGAACUCUAAAGGAGCGUUCCUGGCCAGCUGUGGGGAAUUGCUCCUCUGCCUUGCGAUGGCUCGGCCGCUACUACUGCUUCCAGGGCAACCAAUUCCUGCGAUUCAACCCUGUCACAGGAUAUGUACUUCCCACAUACCCUCUGGAUAUCCGAGACUACUUCAUGUCCUGCCCUGGAAGAGGCCAUGGCUUUGGACACAGGAAUGGAACUGGUCAUGGGAACAAUACCCACCCUAUGCAUAUGCGCUGCAGCCCAGAUCUAGUAUUGUCUGCACUGUUGUCUGACCAGCAUGGUGCCACCUAUGCCUUCAUUGGGUCCCACUACUGGCGUCUGGACACCAGCCGGGAUGGGUGGCAUAGCUGGCCCAUUGCUCAUCAGUGGCCCCAGGGCCCUUCAACAGUGGAUGCUGCGUUUUCCUGGGAGGAAAAACUCUAUCUGCUCCAGGGUACCCAAGUAUAUGUCUUCCUGACAAAAGGAGGUUAUACCCUAGUAAGUGGUUAUCCAAAGCGGUUAGAGAAGGAACUUGGGAGCCCUCCUGGCAUCAGCCUUGAUGCUGUGGAUGCAGCUUUUGUCUGUCCUGGGUCUUCUCGGCUCCACAUCAUGGCAGGACGGCGGCUAUGGUGGCUGGACCUAAAGUCAGGAGCUCAAGCCACGUGGACGGAGCUUUCUUGGCCCCAUGAGAAGGUUGAUGGGGCCUUGUGUGUGAAACAGUCCCUUGGCCCCAAGUCAUGUUCUGCCAAUGGUCUCAGCUUGUACCUCAUCCAUGGCCCCAAUUUGUACUGCUACAGUGAUGUGGAGAAACUGAAUGCAGCCAAGAACCUUCCCCAGCCCCAAAAAGUGACCAGUCUCCUGGGCUGCACUCACUGAGGGGCUUUCUGACAUCACUCUGGCCUGGCCCUGCCUCCCCGUUCCUCAUAAUAAAGCCAGAUUGUUUCUUCACUUCAA
Messenger RNA from Nycticebus coucang (slow loris), 1528 nucleotides. It is a transcript of the gene HPX, whose product is annotated as hemopexin. The transcript has 10 exons. NCBI's taxonomy places the organism in Eukaryota, Metazoa, Chordata, Mammalia, Primates, Lorisidae. Gene Ontology annotation, molecular function: heme transmembrane transporter activity. The coding region runs from base 62 to 1450 and encodes 462 amino acids. The record is from RefSeq and is a predicted model, not a curated record. Gene Ontology annotation, biological process: intracellular iron ion homeostasis; heme transport.